CCUUCUAGUCGGGCAACGCUUCCUGGUUAUCUGAAAUUGGGAAGUAAAGUUGUUUUUAAACCUGUGCUACGGUGUGAAACUGGCAUCAUCUGACCGGGCCUUAAAAUGUCACCCAGAAAUGUCUGCUCCCUGGUUCUGGCCGUCGUCUUCUGUCUUCUUGUAACCGUACACAGCAGGUUUCCUACUCUGGACCAUGUUAAAGCCAGAGCCAGCGACGAGACUCAGGGUAGAGCCGUUAUCGAGCUGCUGACACGGUUGCUCGGGAACAGGUCGGCGGAGUUCAUAGUGUCAGUCAACGGGAGCCUUUCCAAGGACAGCCUGGAUGUGUGCGAGCUCCGGUCCUCCAAAAACGGCAAGAUAGUCGCCACGGGCAGCACCGGGGUGGCCGUGGCUUCUGGGAUAUACAACUAUUUGAAAUAUUUCUGCAACUGUCACGUUUCCUGGUCUGGGAAUCAGCUGGAUUUACCCAGACCCCUGCCGAGGCUCACCGGCGUCCUGCGCAUCAACACACCGCACAGAUUCCGCUAUUACCAGAACGUCUGCACUUUUAGCUAUUCCUCUGUGUGGUGGGACUGGCCAAGAUGGGAGAGAGAGAUUGACUGGAUGGCACUCAAUGGAAUAAACCUGCCACUGGCUUUCACUGGCCAAGAGGCUCUCUGGCAAGAGGUUUACCGUGCUCUUGGGUUAAACCAGUCAGAGAUCGAUGAGUUCUUCUCUGGUCCGGCAUUUCUUGCCUGGAACCGCAUGGGAAACAUGUUCAAGUUUGGUGGACCCAUACCGCAGUCCUGGCAUGUGAACCAGCUCUACCUCCAAUUUAAAAUCUUAGAGCGAAUGAGAUCUUUUGGCAUGAUCCCUGUGCUGCCAGCUUUCUCUGGAAACAUUCCCAAGGGUAUCCUCAGGCUGUAUCCAGAUGCUAAUGUAACCAGACUGGGGUCUUGGGCUCACUUCAACUGCAGCUUCUCAUGUUCCUAUAUCUUAGACCCCCGGGACCCACUUUUCCUGCAGAUAGGGUCCCUUUAUCUGUCUCAGGUGGUGAAGCAAUUUGGGACGGAUCAUAUCUACAACACUGAUACCUUCAAUGAGAUGACUCCACCUUCCUCUGACCCCACCUACCUGUCUGCAGUCAGUAAAGCUGUCUUUGCUUCAAUGACUUCAGUUGAUCCUCAGGCAAUUUGGCUAAUGCAAGGCUGGCUGUUCUUCAGUGAUCAAACGUUCUGGAAGCCGGCCCAGAUUCAAGCCCUACUACACGGUGUCCCCCUCGGGCGAAUGAUUGUGUUGGACCUGUUUGCAGAGACAGAACCAAUCUUCUCCUAUACCAACUCUUUCUUUGGACAGCCCUUCAUCUGGUGUAUGUUGCACAAUUUUGGGGGUAACAGUGGUUUAUAUGGCACUGUUGAGAGCAUCAAUUCAGGGCCCUUCAAAGCCUUGAAUUUCCCAAACUCCACUCUCGUAGGCAUAGGCAUGACACCGGAGGGUAUUGAGCAGAAUCCUGUGAUAUAUGAGCUGAUGAGUGAACUUGCUUGGCGCAAGGAGCCUGUCAACUUGGCCAAGUGGGUGUCGCUUUAUGCUGUACGCCGCUAUGGCAGCACACAAGAAAACCUUACUGCCGCAUGGAGGCUUCUGUUCGCCAGUGUAUACAACUGCACAGAGCCACAUUAUCGUAACCACAACCAUAGUCCACUGGUGCGCCGGCCUUCAUUUCACCUGAGAACUGACCUUUGGUACGACCCUACUGAUUUGGGCAAAGCCUGGAAACUCUUUAUGGAGGCGGCGCCUUCUCUCAUGUCUAAGGAGACCUUUCGAUACGAUCUUGUGGAUGUUACUCGGCAAGUCCUACAAGUCAUGACAUCGUACUUUUACCUGGACAUUGCAGAUGCUUUCUAUAAACAAAAGUUGCCAGAACUGCUGACAGCAGGUGGUGUGCUGGUUUAUGAUCUCUUGCCCGAGCUCAAUCGCUUGCUCAGUAGCGACCGCAACUUCCUGUUGGGGACAUGGCUGGAGCAGGCACGAUCCAUAGCCCUGAAUGAAAAGGAGGCAGAACUCUAUGAAAUGAAUGCAAGAAACCAGGUCACUUUAUGGGGUCCCAGUGGUGAGAUCUUGGACUAUGCCAGCAAGGAAUGGGGGGGCCUUAUGGAGGAUUACUACGCCCAGCGAUGGAUACUGUUCGUUCAUACACUGGUAGAGUGUCUGAACACUGGACGACCAUUCAAGGAGGAUGCUUUCAAUCAGGCAGUUUUCCGGGUAGAAAGGGGGUUCAUUUACAAUGGCAGAAAGUACCCAACCAAACCUCAGGGAGACACCUAUGAGAUUGCCCACAGGAUUUUCCUGAAGUACUACCCCCAGGCCUUAAAGAGACUAUAAGCAGAAACAAAACUUCUCAAAUCGCAGCAGAAGAAUGUCUUCCUCCACCUCCAGUUUUCCAUGGCUAUCCCCAAACAUUUUGAUGUGGAAACUAACUAUCUGUUGUGCACAUGUAAUAAAAAUCAACUGCAGAUAGUUGGGCAUUCUAUAGGAAAAGGAUUUUCACUUUACAUUCACUGUGAUCACAUAUGCAAAUAGAAAAUGGACAUGUUAAUUGUGGCAGUAAGACUUUAGUCUGACAAAAUCAAAUGACCCUGUCAGAUCACCUGCGCUAACUGAUUUAAAUAAGAAAUAGUUCUGUGUUUUGGGAAAUGGAUACAUGGUGAGUAUCACAUUGGUGUGACUCAAGACUUGAAAUGAAAGUGCUAAGAAAUGAUCUGACAAAUAGGCUUAUGGUGCACUUUAACGAAUGCUGUAACUUCAUGUCUUCAAGUUCCUCAGUGAUAUUUCUGAUUACUACAAUACUUUUUUAUGAAAGUGUAUAGGUGUCAAGCUGUCACAUUUUAAAUUCAACUACAAUUUUUAUGCUUCACAUUGUUCGUCCUUUUGAUUACUAUUAAAGUGUAGAUGAGAGAUUCUGUUUAUACUAUGUAAAUGUAGGGCAACAAGUGAUUUUUUUAGACAUUUAUAAUGUGCCAACAAACAUUUCAGGUUUCUGUAUUGCACAGAUGCUAUUUUUGUAAUUUAAUGAGUUAAAGAGUUGCGAGCAUCUCAGGCAUGUGAUGACAGGCUGAAAGCUCUGAUAAUUUUGUGUUGUGCUGUCGGAAAUAUUGUAUCAGUUUCAUGUAAAGCUGGAAGUGAUCAUAAAGUUUGAAAUUCAGAAACA
Molecule: messenger RNA, 3187 nt
Organism: Mugil cephalus (flathead mullet)
Lineage: Eukaryota; Metazoa; Chordata; Actinopteri; Mugiliformes; Mugilidae
Gene: naglu
Product: N-acetylglucosaminidase, alpha
Exons: 6
Coding region: 106-2361 (751 amino acids)
Source: RefSeq, a predicted model, not a curated record